AUGAAGCUAACUCCAGAGAAGCUCUUCUCUGGAGAGGAACCAUCCCCUGGAGUGUUACUGGACAGCUUUCCCGAGGAAAGGGCCAGGGACUGUGAAGACUCCAUAGAAAAUCGGCAGGGAAACCGUGAGAAGAGUCUUAAACGAGAGCUGGUCCCUCAGAAGAGACUUUCUGUGAAGAGAGGCUACCAACAUGAUGAAUUUAGAAGGAAUUUUAGUCACCGGUCACUGCCCGUUAAACACCCAGGAGAGAAACUUCAUAAUUGUGGUUCGCUUAAGAAUUUUACAAAUUCAGAAAUGAUUAAACAAGAGAAACCGUGUGCAGGGAGGAAACCUUGGCAAUGUAAGGAGUGCGUGAAGGCAUUCAGUUACUACUCAGCCUUCGUCCUGCAUCAGAGAACUCACACUGGAGAAAAGCCCUACAAGUCCCUUAUUCGGCUUCACAUAAUCCACACGGGAGAGAAACCCUAUGAGUGUAACGAGUGUGGCAAGGCCUUUAAUCAGAGCUCCUAUCUCACUCAACAUCAGCGAAUACAUACGGGAGAAAAACCUUACGAGUGUAACGAAUGUGGGAAGGCCUUCAGCCAAAGCACAUUCCUCACCCAGCAUCAGGUCAUUCACACUGGAGAGAAACCCUAUAAGUGUAACGAAUGUGGCAGAGCUUUUAGUGACCGCUCAGGCCUCAUUCAGCACCAGAGGACUCACACUGGGGAGAGGCCUUAUGAGUGUAAUGAGUGUGGGAAAGCCUUUGGCUACUGCUCAGCCCUGACACAGCACCAGAGAACACACACUGGGGAGAAGCCCUAUAAAUGUGGUGACUGUGCCACAGCCUUCAGUGACCGCUCAGCCCUUAUUCAGCAUCAGAGAACACACACUGGGGAGAAGCCUUAUAAAUGCAAGGACUGUGAAAAAGCUUUCAGCCAGAGCUCAUCUCUUACAAAACACCAGAAAACCCACACUGGAGAAAAACCCUAUAAGUGUAAAGAAUGUGGAAAAGCUUUUAGCCAGAAUUCAUCUCUUUCUCAACAUCAGAAAACUCAUGCUAGGGGGAACAACAAGGCAUAUGGACAAGCCUUUAGUGAGUAUUCAGUCUAUGGUCAACAAAAGAGAAUCCACACUGGAUAA
Molecule: messenger RNA, 1122 nt
Organism: Grammomys surdaster
Lineage: Eukaryota; Metazoa; Chordata; Mammalia; Rodentia; Muridae
Product: zinc finger protein 525-like
Exons: 2
Coding region: 1-1122 (373 amino acids)
Biological process (GO): negative regulation of transcription by RNA polymerase II
Molecular function (GO): DNA-binding transcription repressor activity, RNA polymerase II-specific
Source: RefSeq, a predicted model, not a curated record